AUGGCUCAGGUCUCAGCCAUGUCUCGCUUGACAUUUGAAGUAAUCGUCGGGCAGUAUAAGCCGGAGACAGCACAAUUCUUCUUCACCCAUACGGAUCUCCUCAAGUCCAAAUUGACCUUCUUCAAGAUUUUCCUCCCGAACACCGCCCAAGCAACUGAAAACGAAGCUGGAGAGUUCGACGGUUACUCCACAUACAACACCAGCCUCUAUUCGCGGCAGGAGAAAGCCAGCCUCACCCCUGUCUUUGAGUUCUUGACAGAGGACGUCGAUGCUUUCGAAAACUAA
Messenger RNA from Parastagonospora nodorum SN15, 285 nucleotides. RefSeq lists its product as hypothetical. The transcript has 2 exons. Lineage: Eukaryota; Fungi; Ascomycota; Dothideomycetes; Pleosporales; Phaeosphaeriaceae. The record is from RefSeq and is a predicted model, not a curated record. Bases 1 to 285 code for a protein of 94 amino acids.